CGUGGAUACGACAUUGUACAGUUUGCGCAGACAUUUUUUUAUUAUCGCUAUAAUAUUAUGUUUAAUCAUGAUUUAAUAGUAUGUCCACGUUUUGUGGCGUACAAGCAGACAGCGUGACGUAUGCUCUUUAAAUCAUUUUUUUGACAAAUCUGUUCUUUGGAGAUGAAGUCUAUCUCACCAGUCGAGUUACUUUUUGGAUUUAAAAUGUAUGAUGUUGCACGAGAAAAAAAGAUGAAAAGUAAGUUAACCAGACUGCUGCUACUACAGUUGUAGACGUUGAGUGUAUUCCUUGAAACGAUUAAAUUAAUACUUGGUGAAAAUAUUAAGUAUUUACAGUUAUCUGCUGCAGUUUUUGCAUUAUAUAAUAACAAAAGAAAAAUAUCAAUGGUGUCGUAAACUGGUUUGGUUAGCACAAAACUUUCCGUUACUUCUUCUUAUCUUGCUUUUUUUUACGUUUUCUUGAUUAUUAAGGAAAGUAUUGGAAAUUUUUUACUUUUGACCCUUCUGCUCAAAAUACCAAAUAGAUCCUAUUCGGUACCAGCGAUUUCCUUCAACGUUGAAAACUUAAGUAUUAUUCUGCUUUAAAAGGCUAUGAUCAUAAAAAAAAACAUACACAUCACUGUAAAGCAAUAGAUUCGUCGCCCCACUCUAAAAAUCUUAAUCUAAAAGGAAGGUCAGCAAUAACUGGUAGAAUAAAAAAACCCGUUUUAUCUAUCAGUAUAUAACUGAGAACAAUCAUUUGCAUAUUCACAGUGAAAGUAUUGAUGUUAAAGCUGGCAAAAAAAUAAAUAAAUAAAGUAUGAGGAUUAGUAUAGCCGAGACGUUUAGGGAUGGAGUGGUUUUCAUCACUGGUAGUACGGGAUUUCUAGGAACAAUACUUUUGGAAAAAUUAUUAAGGUCGUGUGAUGUAAAAACUAUUGCGGUUCUCGUUAGAAGUAAGAAAGGAUUGGCCGCCAGUCAAAGAGCUGUGGACAUCUAUCAACGAGCUGUAUUUGAUCGUCUUCGAUUUGAAAAACCAGACUUUGUGACCAAGAUUAAAAUAAUUGAUGGCAAUUUAGAAGAACCCUCGUUGGGGUUUUCAACUGACGAUCGUGAUUGGUUGAUAAACAAUGUGAAUUUUGUUUUUCAUUGUGCUGCUACAAUUAGAUUCAAUGAAUCUAUACAGAUGGCAACAAAAAUAAACAUUCAAGGAACAGAAAAUCUAUUAGAACUAGCAACAAUAAUGAAUAAUCUUAAGGGUUUUGUGCAUGUAUCAACCGCUUACUCACACUGUCCAAGAAGUGAAAUUAAAGAACAAUUUUAUCCCGUUUCAAUAUCAGCUAAAGAAUUAAAAAAAUUAAUUAAACGAGAUGAAAACAUUCAGAACUUUGGAGCUGAUUGGCCAAAUACAUACACUUUCACUAAAGCGCUUACAGAAAAUGAUAUUUUGACGUAUGAAAAUCAAUUGCCAAUUUCAAUAUUUCGUCCAUCAAUUAUAGGGUGUACACAAUCCGAACCGGAACCAGGUUGGUUAGAUAAUAUUAAUGGAGCAUCUGGUAUAAUUACUCCCUUAAUCGUCGGAAUUUUAAGAACAAUUCAAUUAUCUAGGAAUAAAAAAACUGAUAUUGUCCCAGUCGAUUACACUACAAAUGCACUUAUUAGUGUAAUGUGGAGUACAGUAAACAGGUAUAAAUAUAGUGACGAAAAAAACAAGGAACCGAAAAUUUAUAAUUACGUGUCAAGUGCUGAUAGCCCAAUACAUUGGGACAAGAUCAUAAACUAUACGUUUGAAGCUUACCAUCAGGCCCCUCCGUUGGAAACGAUGUGGUAUAUAUUUUGUAUAUUUUCCGACAGUCGAUGGCUCGUUUAUAUUUUAAGAUUUUUAUUGCAUCGGAUACCUGGUGCGUUCAUAGAUUUUUCAUUCAUUAUACGUGGCAAAAAUCCAAAAAUGUUGAAAAUGUAUAAGAAAUUAGAAAGUAUGACUGAUUUGUUAAAAGUGUUUACCACGAGUGAAUGGAAAUUUGACAACGGCAAUACACGAGAAUUAUGGUCGUUACUGAGUCAAGAAGAUCGUAAGACAUUUCGGUUCGGUUUCGAAGAAUUUGAUUGGAAGUCUUAUAUAAAGUACACUGUUUACGGGAUUAGGAAACACAUUUUACACGAAGACUUAAGUAACUUGCCUAAAGCGUUGUCGAAAAAUCAAAAGUUAUUCUGGUUGCAUGUGUUGUGCAUUUUUCUCAUUGUUUACAUCGUAUUUCAAGUAUGUUGGAUGUUUGUGUGUCGGAACUCAUAAAGUCAUAACCUUUGCACCAUUAUUAAAUUUAAUAUUAAAUAACAAAAAUGUACCUAACGCCUAUUAUUAAUUUGUUUUGAAAUUAAUUGAGCAGAAAUUAUAAUUUAACAAGUAUGGCUACAAGCUAAAUUAUUAUUGUGUUCUGUAAUAAUUUAUUUUUUAUUAGAUUUUAUUUAUUUAUUUAUUUAUAUAUUUUUUUUCUGUAUUUUUUUUCUGAAAUAAAGUUAUUAUAAUAUCAUGUA
This is a messenger RNA of Aphis gossypii (cotton aphid), 2514 nucleotides long. RefSeq names its product fatty acyl-CoA reductase wat-like. The transcript is spliced from 8 exons. Bases 800 to 2272 code for a protein of 490 amino acids. Gene Ontology annotation, biological process: long-chain fatty-acyl-CoA metabolic process. Gene Ontology annotation, molecular function: alcohol-forming very long-chain fatty acyl-CoA reductase (NADP+) activity. Gene Ontology annotation, cellular component: peroxisome. The record is from RefSeq and is a predicted model, not a curated record. NCBI's taxonomy places the organism in Eukaryota, Metazoa, Arthropoda, Insecta, Hemiptera, Aphididae.